GUGACUUAUAAACUUAAAAAUGAUGAAGAAGAAUUAGUACAAUGUAUAAAAGAAAUAAAGCACAGGCUGGAAAAUAUGAGGACUAUGCUUGCUGAUAGCAAUGAAGUCAUGCAUUAUGAAUAUAUUUUGGCCAUCCUUCACGCCUUGCUAUAUAUUAUUAAAAGAAUAAUUAAAAAAGAGCUCACCUUGGCACUCCAACUCGAAGUUGUCGGCAAAGAAAAUACUGGUCGAGUUGAUUAUGCAAUCAAAGCCCUUGAGGAACUUAUUUGCAUCAUGGAAGGGAAGCUACAUCAA
Funneliformis caledonium is the source of this 294-nucleotide messenger RNA. The record is from the annotation of a GenBank genome assembly. NCBI's taxonomy places the organism in Eukaryota, Fungi, Glomeromycota, Glomeromycetes, Glomerales, Glomeraceae.